Messenger RNA from Meloidogyne enterolobii, 1914 nucleotides. NCBI's taxonomy places the organism in Eukaryota, Metazoa, Nematoda, Chromadorea, Rhabditida, Meloidogynidae. The record is from the annotation of a GenBank genome assembly.
AUGAAAAUAGUAAAUAAUUUAAUUUUUCUUUUAAAUUCAAUUAAAAUUAUUUUUUGCUCAUUUUGUGGUGAAACUUCAAUUCCUUUUAGUUUAGAGAUUUUAUCCAACGGCCAUUUAAUUCUCGGCUGUGCCCGACCAAAUUGUUUUGGUUGGAAUUCUUUUGGAAAACCUCAAAAAUUAAAUGAUUCCAAUUUUUAUCGGGUAAAUAAACAACCUGAUGGGUUUUUUAGAAAAUCCUUUACUUCAACAAUACCCAAACCUUUAAAUGAUUUUGAGGCUAGUUGGUAUAAACCUCAAAUUGCUAAUUGUCAAACUGGUUUUGGAAGUAGUCCUUGUAAUAAAUUAAAUAAUUGGGUUGGUGGGAUUGGACCUUAUUCUUCGAGUUUGAAAAAUGGAAAUCAAAAACCAUUACUUCUUCGUUGUUGUCAUUGGGAGGGUUUGGUUAAUUCUGAAGAUAGAGGUAUUGCAAAUAUAAAUCGAGGAAAUAUUAUUUAUGGUGGGGAAGUGUUUUUUGAAGAUUCUUCUAAUGAUAAUAAAAGGCAAUAUGCAUUCGAUUAUGUUAGUGAUAUACGGCAAAAUAAUCGAGGGGAGGAAGGGGAAAAAGGAUCUACUAAAUAUCAAGUAUUUAUCCAUCGAAUGCCUUGUUUACCUAGACCAGAAAAACUUUCUUUGUCAGUAGAUUUGGAUGUAGCUAACCAAUUAAUUCAUAAAUUUGAAUUAGCCUCUUCAACAACAACAACAACAACAAUUAAUUCACCUCUUUUUAUUUUUACAACAACAACCAACACUUCUCCUUUAAAUAAAACAAAACAAUUUAAAAAACAAUUAAAAUCUAACCAAAAUAAAUACAAACACGAAGGAGAAAGUCAUAUUAAUAUUGAAACAUUUAAAUUAUCAGCAGCUCCAUUAUUAGAACAUAAUCCAUUAAUUAAUGAACAAAUAAAUAAUAAGAAAAACAAAAAAAUAAUUUUAGAUAAUGAAGUAAUUGAAGGGCCGUUUAUGGAAAAUGAAAUUGAGGAAAGAGAAGAGGAAAAUAAAAAAUUAAAUGAAAAACAAAAUUUAUUAUUAAAUUCCAAAUCAAAACAAAUAAUUAAACAACAACAAAGGAAAAAAAUUAUUUGUGAUCGUAACAUGACACGUCACAGUCGGUACAGGCGUCAGUGUGCGGAAAUAGAAUUAUCAGAAGAUACCCCCGUCCAAAUAAUUGAAGAUGAAGAACAAAAUUAUGGUGGGGGCCCUAAUCAAGAAUAUUAUGAUCCUGGGGGUGGUGGCUACAAUAAUUAUUAUUACUACACAAAACCCGCUUCUUCCUAUUUUCAAUGUUUUAGUGGAGAUACUAAAAUACGUUUAGAUAAUGGAAAAUUAAAAAGAAUGGAUAAAUUGGCUGUUGGGGAUUGGAUUUAUUCAACUAAUCGUUCUCGAAUUGUUUUGAGUAAAAUUGAAAGGUGGAUUCAUAGAGUUCCAGAACAAUUAUCCAAUUUUGUUCAAAUAAAGCUUUUGGAUGGCCGAAUUUUAAAAAUAACAGAAAAACAUUUUAUUUACGUGUAUAAAGGAGGAAAUUGUGAAAACUUUAAAAAUAAAAUAAUUAAUAUAAAAAAAGUUUUUGAUAUUUAUUCUAUUUUGUUUGCAAAAGAUGUUAAAAUUGGGGAUUGUUUAUUUACUGAAAUUGAAGGAGGAAAUGAACAAUCUUUAUUAAUUCAACCAAUUAUUUCAAUUAAAUUAAUUAAAGAAAAAGGAAUAUUUGCCCCUCUAACAACGAGUGGGGAUAUUUUUGUUGAAGGAAUUUUAGCUUCCUGUUUUGCUGUUGAACAAAAUUCUGUUCUUCAAAAAAGCAUUUUCUCUAUUGAAGAAUUGCCAAAAUGGGUGGAUUUUAUUGUUGUUUAUUUGUUACCUAUUGUUAUACCUUUUAAAUAA